GCUGUUUCAUGGCUGGUUAAAUGUUUUAGAAAAAAAUUCUCAAGAAAAUGUUCUAGAGAUUACAACUUUUCUAGAAACGUGCAGUUCGGCACAAAUGUCACGCAAUUCCUACUCGGCGCUUCAGACGCCACAUAUAGGUAGUUUUGCAAAUGGCGCAUAACUCCCAGCGCGCACCUAAGGCGUCAUCGUCAUUGUGGCCGACAAGGUUGACAACAGGCUUCCGCCUGGAGCAUCCCAUCCUCCUCUUCUCCGCGUGGCCAGCCGCCGAGUCUGGCAACGCAGGCCUCCUUACCUAGCUUCCGGACCACAGUGAGCGUCCCCGUUACGUCCAGAAGAAGGCGUCCGAAGCCACAAUCGCUUACCUCGAGCACCUACACAUACCGGAGUCAGGAAGGACCUUGCCGCCGCCUGCACACAAUCCCUCUCCGCCAACCACUACACUCGACCGCCACCACAACAGACCCCGCCGACCCCCCAGCCGCAGCCCCGAUGACCUACGGCCGUGCGAGCCGCUGCCCAAGAAGCCAGAUCUGAAGCAGAGGAUUUGCCUAGAUCAAGCAAGACAGCACACCCAGGCCACCAUGCCACCAGAGCGGUACGCUGUCCAGCACCUCUACAUCGCUCCGUCGUGCCCCGUCGUAGCCAUGGGACAGUCGGAUGGGGUAGCCGCCGCCCCCAAGGAGCCAGAUCUGGCGCCGAAGCUCCCAUGGACAGCAGCGGCAGGUUCCCCGGGCGACCAGCCCCCCGUGUCUCUGCAUCGUCCGCGCCGCUGCACUGUGCCACCGCUGGACGCACGCGAGUCUCCUCCGCCCGCGCCGCCGCACUGUGCCACCGCAGGUCGCGCGCGAAUCCCUGCCGCCAGAUCACGCCCUGCGCCGCCACGCCCGGACAAGAGGAAGGGAAACACCGUCCCUGCCGCCACCGCACGGGCUUUGCUCGGGGAUGCCCUCAGGUGGCGGCUGAAGGAGAAUGGGGAUGAGUGGUGGAGGAGUCGACAUCGGCUAGGGUUUCUCCCGGGCCGCCCGCGCGGGAGCACACGGCUUGUACUAAAAUUUCUAUACAUACAUUUUUCACCGGAUGGAGUGAGUAUUGUUUUGAUAAAUAUGAUGUUAUCAUCUAUAUUUAUGAAGGAACACGGACGCGCGUGGUUCAGGCUAAUUAGCGCGUACUGAUCGGCUGGGUCACGCGCAUGGUCAAAUCUUCAUCCAACAUACGAGGAAGUCCAAUAAAAUAAGUGUGUGGGCGUGUAUACGAGCAUCUAUUAUUAUACUGUGCUCAAAUAUAAAAACAUCAAACUAAUCUAGUCUAUUAUGCCAAGAAUUAUAUAAUAUAUCUCAUAAUGCGCCUGUUGCGUCAUGGUUGCCACUCAGAAUAUGAAGGCACCUUCUGUGUGAUUUUUUCUAAUUUCUUCAAGUAUCUAUUCUCUUGCUCUUUGAGAAAUACUACUA
Triticum aestivum (bread wheat) is the source of this 1448-nucleotide messenger RNA. RefSeq names its product actin cytoskeleton-regulatory complex protein pan1. The transcript has 2 exons. Lineage: Eukaryota; Viridiplantae; Streptophyta; Magnoliopsida; Poales; Poaceae. Bases 582 to 1172 code for a protein of 196 amino acids. The record is from RefSeq and is a predicted model, not a curated record.